This is a messenger RNA of Auxenochlorella protothecoides, 678 nucleotides long. RefSeq lists its product as hypothetical. NCBI's taxonomy places the organism in Eukaryota, Viridiplantae, Chlorophyta, Trebouxiophyceae, Chlorellales, Chlorellaceae. The transcript has 2 exons. The annotation marks the transcript as partial. The record is from RefSeq and is a predicted model, not a curated record.
GUGUAUCCGGGGAGCCGCAGGGAUGCACUCACACUGCUGGGCCUGAUCACGCCUAUCCGGGACACGGACGCCCGCGAGGACCUCCAAACCCUGGCGCGCAUGUACUGCUCGGCGCUGGAGAUGCAGCUGAGGGACAAGAGCCGAUCGAUGCCCGACACCCGCGAGGAGUACGCGGGCCUGCCCAGGAAGAAAGUGCCACGUUCACAGCAAGCAAAGAAGCCUGCCGCGGCGCCAGCCGCCGCGCGGGGCGGCGAGGAAUCAUCGGCCGCUCGCCGUGUGCCAGAGGAGGAGGAGCAGCGGCCGGGCGUAGUGUCUGACGAGCGGCCCGGUUCGCCAUCAGAGGCCCGGGGGCGCGGCGACGUGAAGGCCAGGCGCGGCACUGGCGACGACGACGCCGAAGCUGCCACCACCGGCCGGAGGCAGGCGGGCCUCCUGCCCCCAGGGUUUUCCUCUCGUACACAGAUCCCCGGGACGCAUGCGGCUCAGGCUGGGGAUGUGGCCCGCCCUGACAGGAGGACGUCAGAGGUUCGAAAGCCAGCCGAUCCCAGCCGCGAGGGCAGGCCUCCCAGCCGCCAUGCCAGCCAGUCGGCGCUGGAUGGCCGCGAGAGGGAGGUCCGCCCUGCCAUGAGUGCCCGACUCGGACCCAAGGCUGCCACUGCCCGCCCCGAAGGUGGGUGA